Messenger RNA from Trypanosoma cruzi, 634 nucleotides. RefSeq names its product chaperonin HSP60/CNP60, putative. NCBI's taxonomy places the organism in Eukaryota, Euglenozoa, Kinetoplastea, Trypanosomatida, Trypanosomatidae. Gene Ontology annotation, molecular function: ATP-dependent protein folding chaperone; ATP binding. Gene Ontology annotation, biological process: protein refolding. The annotation marks the transcript as partial. The transcript has a single exon. The record is from RefSeq and is a predicted model, not a curated record.
CUCUGCGAAGCGCAUGGAACAAAAUAUGGAUAGCACCACCAUUACCGGGUGGGUGGACCCAGCCCCACGCCUCCGUCUCCUACAGGGCCGAUUGGAUCGUGCUAUGUCCGAGGAAGCAAAGGAUAAGCUUCGUGAGCGCAUCUCAAAACUGAACCAAACCUUUGCCGUUAUUCGCGUGGGUGGGCGCUCAUCAGUGGAGAUCAGCGAAUCCAAAGAUCGUGUGAUUGAUGCUCUCAAUGCCUCGCGCAACGCAUUGGCGGAGGGAAUUGUCGCAGGUGGUGGGGCCGCUCUUCUUCAUGCCUCAAAGGAGCUGGAUAAGAUUCUUCAGGCUGACGAGGAAAUGGAACAGGAUCGGCGAACAGGCGUAAUUAUUGUGCGAAAUGCGGCGCGUCUUCCGAUGAAACGCAUCAGCGAAAAUGCAGGUGAAGAGGGCGCAGUCACAGUGGAAAAUGUUGCUGAGUAUAAAGAUAGCUGUAUGGGCUACGAUGCUCAGAAUGAUCGUUACGUUGACAUGUUUGAAGCAGGCAUCAUCGACCCUGUAAAAGUAGUCACCUCGUGUGUAGUUGAUGCGGCGUCGGUGGCCGGUCUGAUGAUCACCACAGAGGCCAGUGUAUGUGAUUACCAGACAGAAUAA